Molecule: messenger RNA, 3288 nt
Organism: Electrophorus electricus (electric eel)
Lineage: Eukaryota; Metazoa; Chordata; Actinopteri; Gymnotiformes; Gymnotidae
Product: inhibitory synaptic factor 1
Biological process (GO): inhibitory postsynaptic potential
Cellular component (GO): postsynaptic density
Source: RefSeq, a predicted model, not a curated record
GUUUGUGUAAGGAAGUGACUAUCAAAAAUGAUAAUGCUGCUGAGAAAAACCAUGUUAGAGGGGUAAAGAUAGGAAACGAAUGUGCAAGGGUGUGGGAGGGGGGAGAUGAGAGACCAGGAGGUGAGCAAGAGUCAGAGAGAGCGAGAGGCAGGGAGAUAGAAUAAGCCAACUACAGUCUGCCUUCCUGGAUAGAGGUGUUUGAGUUCAAGUUGCUAGAGAUGAGAGAUGCACCGCACAGCACAAGAGCACAGACGGUGCACAGCAAACAGCACAGCACCUCACAGCAGCCUCUUAUGGACACACAUGGGCAAUGAAGCUUAGUCUUGGAUGACUUGGCUAAUGGAAAACCUGGACCACUGCCACAACUUUGAAAGGCUGCAGAGGAUAGCUACUAAAGCGGGGUUUAACGAAAGUGGACGGUCCAGCUCUUCUCUUGUUCUCUCUUUUUUUUGCUUGCUCCUUCAGGAUGAUGGUUUCAGGAACUGUGAUACCUUAUAGUGAGCCUCUUUGCUCUUCCUCCUAAGUGUCAUGCUGGAGCCUCACUUCCUCCCUCUCCUGGAUUCUUGAUGUAGUAUUCUCUCCCUGUCUCAGCCUACUUGGAAAAGCAUGACUGGAUAAUUCACUGCAUUUCUGCACCGAGAUGGGGUUUGCAACUUCUGCAUGCAUAAAUUAUAGUCACCCGUACAGAUCUGUGAGUACAAAUACUAUGUAAGAUGCUGAAUCUAUUGUUUCUUUUGACACUGAUCUGCAGAACAAUCUGAACUCCUAAAAUAGCAGCAUUCUACCCCAGACAAGCUUGCCAGAACAAAGCUGUUUUUCAAUUGUGCUAAUCUCUUUUUAAAUCUAUUUUAAAUGAUAUAUCUCAACGGACAUAUACAAUCUAAAACAGUGGGCACCUGCAUGAUGUUGAGGAGCAUAUAUUAGUCUGCUACUAAUUCCUGUGAAUUAUAUUAUUCAAUUCUUCAAAUCCAUCAGUCCCUUUUCAAGUUUAACUUUUAACGUGACAGAUGUUCUUGAUUGAAAUGAAAACUAUCUGAAACUGUGACAGGCAUGUAAAGCUGUGGGAGGUAUCUCAUAGUCGCCGGAGUGUGUCUGAUAUGUGGACAGCAACCAUGUCUCUCCCCGGAAUAAGCACCAUACAUUCGGCGGGCUUCUGCCAUGAAGCCCAGGACCCCCUGCCAUUCUGUCUGCUGCUGUGCCCAUGUGAAGGAUGUUCCACAGCUCGCUGCUAGAAGCCCUGGCCCUGACCGAGAGUCCGGAUCGCAGGGAGCGCAUCCGCGAUCACAUAAGGAUGGUGAUGGAACAACUAGAAGAAGUUCUCACUGAGCUGAAGGAUGUAGCUAGAGAGCUCAGAGAGGUAGUGGCACAAAUUGACAAACUGACAGCUGACAUUGAUCUGGACACAAGAGAGGAUACAGAGGAGCACAAAAUGACCCUGGCUUGCAGCAACGCUGCCGAGAAACAAGAAUCAGGCCUCUGCCAGUGGAGCUGUGGAGAUCUACCUGCCCUUAAUGGACCUACAGGUGUCCUGUACAGCCCCAAAGCUUCCUGGCUCUUUCAUAGUGGAAAAAUGCACUGCAGUGAUAAGACUCUGUAUCAUGCGCUAUGCUGUGAUGAUGAUGAACUUGAUGAAGAAAAUGGUGACAGGGGAUCCUCCAGAUUCUCAUCCAGUGACUCUGUUUUUUUGUCCUCCCCCUCGCGACCACUGACACCCAGGUCUGCCCGGAAAUGGCAUCUGGAUCCAAGCUCAAGCAGAGCAGCACUGCGGAACAGCAGCACUCAGACAGUUUCAGAUAAGAGCACACAAACUCUGUUUCCCUGCAGUCCUAGGCAACGAGCAUCAAGUGACCACAAGCACUAAACUAGUUGUAAACACCCCACUGAUAUGAAACUACUUUGAACUGAGAGAAGCAUAUUUAUCCAUAAAAUGUUAAUAUCCAUAUAUCCAUAUAUCCAUUUUUAAGACUGAAGUGAGCACAUUCCCAGUGCAACUUGUGUUGAAUUGAAGUGUAAUGAAAUUACUAAAGAGUUUAAUGAAAUGAAACUGAACAUAAGCAUGUAUGAACCACAAACAAAGAAACCCAGUGUAACAUCAGUGACCAGCAAUCGAUCAUGCACACACAACAGGCUUAUAACAUAACAAUACACAGGCAACAUGGCGAAUAAAGCUCAACACGCACCACCUGUGUGAGGCAUGGCAUACAAUCAAAAUAAAUAACAUGUGCAACAAAAGAGCACCGCAGAAAGCACAACAUAAACAAAAAAGCCAUGUGGAUGCCAUUACCGCUAGACGGAGGCUGCUGGCUCCAUUUAAUGAUAUUAUGUAAAAUCUAAACUAGUUUCGAUGUCACUGACAAAGGUUCAGCACAGACAAACUAAGUGGGAAGUGAACCUCCCUAAAAUAAAUAACCAUAAACAACACAUGUUGCAGUCAGCUGUUCUGAAUCCGUCUAUACACAAGCUUCUUAAAAUUAAGUAUCAAAUGUAUACAAAUCGAUUUAUUUUCAAAACAUUUUUUUCUUACCCAGGAAUCAUUAGCAAUAUUGUUCUUAUAUAUUACAAGCAUGCCAAUUUAUAAGAAGAUGAUUUUAAGUUAAUAAAAAAUGCAUUAACAGAAAAAGACAUAGGUAAGGUUUCACUGCAAAGGAUGACAAAGGCAAUAUCAAUUCCACACAAUCAAUUCCACACAAUGUCUAGGUAUGAUGACAUUUAUUUCAGAAUAUCUGACUUGGUGGUCCAUAAAAAUAAGACCCUAUUUUAACAACAGAUGUGACAAUGGAAAGACAAAAAUUGAAAUGAAGAGUGACAGCUUAUCCUCCACGGUAUCAGAGAGGUUAGCCUUGUUAUUGUUUCAGGUCAGAAAUAAAGGUAGCUGACUUCAGAAUUUCUCUCAAGGCCAUGAGCUGACUUCUCCCAGUAUUUUUUAUUUUUUUUAUUUCCCAGUUAUGAUACUUUAUCUCAAGCACACAUAAGAAAGAAAAGUAUCGUGCAAUAUUGUAGAAUCAAAAUGUAACCAUUUCAAUUGCUCUGAAAGCAUCUUAUAAUGUGUUAAGAUUUUUACAUGUGGUAUUACAUGUGGAAAUGUGGUAAUACUCUGCUUAACAAACACUAAAUACACAAAAAAGUUGAGAUUUGAGAUUUGGGAUCAUCAAUUUUGUGAAUUAUUUAAAAUGUUUACUUUUGCCCAAGAUUGCCCAAAAGGUUACACUGUUGACUUUUGACUGAAAUACUGUAUGUACACUGAUCAGAAUGAAUUCAAUACACUGAUAAAGAUUUUGUAUUGAUAUA